Molecule: messenger RNA, 5460 nt
Organism: Ectocarpus siliculosus
Lineage: Eukaryota; Phaeophyceae; Ectocarpales; Ectocarpaceae
Source: the annotation of a GenBank genome assembly
AUGCUGAAGCGACCGAAUCCCUAUCGCAAGAGCCGCGCGGCGGGAACCUUGGACGACCUGAUGUUCGACAUGGACAAGCGUCGCCACACCUCCUUCAGGUUCCAGAACUACCAGAACUUCAUCACGGAUCGCCCUGGCAAAUUUGAUGAGAGGUACCGCCAGAAGCUUAGCUGGUGCGCCCUGGAUGAGGAAACCGGGCAGCUGGACUACCUCACGGAGGGAUUGUCCCCCAAGGGCGGACGGCGCAUGUCGACCUCAUCGGUUGGGUCUUCGAGGACCGGGGGCGGCGGGGGUGGGAGUGGGGGUGGCGAGCGGGAUCAUGACCGCGACUCGCUGCUGUCGAACCAAGCGCAGCAGCAGCAGCAGCUGCAGCAGCAGCACGACUCUGGCGAAUCGAGCGGGAGCAGCUUGGGCGGCGGGCGAGGCAGCGGGAAGGGGGGCGGCUGUGACGAUGACGCCGCGUCAACGUCCACGAGGGGAGAGGACCCCGCCGCCGGUUUCCUGUCGCCAUCCCGCUUUCGGCUGCCGCCGUCGUCAACCUCCCCGAGGUUCAUGUCCCCGCCGAUCGGCGAGGGCGGCGGUGGAGGCGGGACGGCCAAAGCCCACAGCGGCCGCUCAUGGAAGGCGCCGCAGUUCGCCAUGGACUUGGACAACCACGGCCCAGGCGUUCUUCUCGAGCACUCGCCCACUCGGCAUGGGCACACGGGACUACAGCAGCAGCGGCGGCGAGCGGCCGCAAGCGACGAAUCGUUCCCCGUGAGCGGAGGGGGCACUCGAUCGCUGUCACCGUCUCCGGCCUUGCACCGGCACAACAUGCAGUGGGCCCGCCAGUCCCCCGCCGGCACCGGCGCCGGCGCCGGAGCGAUGAAAAACGGCGGUGGCCCCCGCCGCAGCAUUAGCUCGUCCUCGUCGUCCUCCGGGCGUCGCUCUUCCAACUCGGCCUUCAGUCUCGGUACGGGUCCCGUCCGCGGCCCUGGGUCCUGGACCAGAGGGGGUGGUAGCAGUAGGUCGAGCACCAGCAGCAAGGUGAGCGGCGGUCGUGUUAGCAGCGGCGGCGGCGGCGGCGGCGGGAGCGAAAACCAGGAGGUUGUUGUUUCUACGACUGCGGCGGCGGCGGGGCCUCCGGAGCAAGGCAGGGGUAGGACCGCCGAGAGGGCGGAGCAAGGGUGCGCCCGCGCACCGCCGCAGCAGCUGACUUCCGCGCCGGAGGAAGACGAGGCGGAGAACGAGGAGCGGGGGGAGUCCCCGGUUCAGCCACGGGUAGGGGUCGAUGAUGAGGUCACCGAAGUUGGCGCCAGCGGCGGAACCGAUGUGUGCCCCGGAGCCGCCGCAUCCGUCGCCGCCACCGCGAAGCCUGAGGAGAAGAGUUGGGCGGGCGAGGACGACAAGGUCGGGGGUGCGGCGAGCACCGCGAACCCCGGAAGGGAGGCGUCUUACGGCACGGUCACUUCUUCCGCGUUUUGUUCGGGGGUUGGUGACGCGAGGGGGUCGCUGCUGGCUUCUUUCAACACGUUGCCGCGCAAGUCGUUGGAGAGCACGUACUUCGAAUCCAACGCUUCGGUGGCGGUCACCGUGCCGAGUGCUAGCGGCGGCGGCGGCGGCGGCGACGGCGGCGGCGUUGUCUGGGGGGGUGCUGGCGAGCCCCUUUCCGCGUCUGGAGGCGAUACCGGGGCUGGGCGAACGCCUGCUGCGACAGGAGGGCAGGGAGAAGGCGCCGUGAAAGCGGCGGAGAAAGAAGAAGAACAAGCGCAAGGACCCAAGAAGGGGGGGAAGAGCGGUGGCGGCGGCCGUAGUCGCGGUGGCGGUGGGAUGGCGCGGGGGCCCGGCGCGGACAUGGUCGUGGGUCACGCCGUUGACCCGGCCGCGCUGGUGCGGCCCCCGAGAGUGGGCGAUGGGAAGCUCGAGCACGACAAGGAGCGGCGCCUCGGCGUAGCUAACGACCUGGAAGCCGUGAUAGCGGAGCUAAACCGCCGCAAGAGCCUGCUUGCGUGGGAAGAUGGAGAGGGGGCGGUGUCGGACCCAUGCGAGUCGCCCGCGAGAGCAACGGAGAGCGGUGGCGGCGGCGACGUGGGUGCGGGGAAAGAGACCCGGCAGGAGGAAAAGGGAGAGGUCGAGGACGAGCAUAGGCUUUCCGCGAGGGGUACGCUCCAGGCCAGCGCCGGGAGCGGAGCCGAGAGAGGCAGGGUGGACGACGAGCCGGUGCGGGUUGCUCGUGUCCUUGCUUCCGAAGACGCCUUCGGUGAGCGCAAGCCGAACGAAGCUACGCCCUUGGCCGGCCAGGCCGUUGAGCCAGCGGCGGCCUCGCUGGCGCCGGGGGUUCUCCAGACUGCGGUGGUGCCUUCGUCUUCCUUUGGUGGCGACGAGAAUAAGCCCCCGCCGCUGACGGAGGAGCCGUCGCCGCCGACAAACCCUCCGUCUCCGGCUGGUGCUGAUGCUGGUGCUGCCGCCGAUGUUGCGGAAUCGACCACGAUGCUUCCCCCGUCUGCCGCUCCCCGCGGCGCGGGAGCGUCGCUCUCCGCCCGGACUCUCGCCUCUGCCGCCGCGGCGGCGGAAGCUACGGGGUUUGAUUCGUGCUCGUCUUCCUCCACGACGGCACAGCUGGGCCUGCCCAAGGAGAGGGUGGAAGCGAGGGCGGACGGGGCUGCUGCCGGUAGGGUCGGCGGGAGAGGGUGGAGGCAGGGGAGGGAAGCCACCGCCCCCGUGAGCCCCAGGUCCGCGCCGACGGCAAAGGCGACAUGGGCGGGUGUGAGCACGACCCUGACGAAGGAAAAUGCGGGCGACCGGAGGGUGAAGGCUUCUUCUGCUCCGCGUCCGACGCCCUCCGCCGGCGCGCCUUGUUCGGCGUCAGGCGGCGGCGGUAGGCCCAGGGCGACCGCGGCGAUGGCGGUGGCGGGCGCUAAAGCGGGGUCGCCCAGGACGGCGGCGAAGUCCGGAUUCGCAUCGGCCCAAAGAGCGGGGUCGCCCAGGACGGCCGCGAAGUCCGGAUUCGCACCGGCCCAAAGAGCGGGGUCGCCCAGGACGGCCGCGAAGUCCGGAUUCGCACCGGCCCAAGGAGCGGGGUCGCCCAGGUCGGCGGGGAAGUCCGGAUUCGCACCGGCCCAAAGAGCGGGGUCGCCCAGGUCGGCGGGGAAGCCCGGAUUCGCAUCGGCCCAAGGAGCGGGGUCCCCCAGGUCGGCGGGGAAGCCCGGAUUCGCAUCGGCCCCAAGAGCGGCGCCGGCCCCAGCCGGUUACUCCGCGCCGACGAAAUCGUCCAAGGCGAGAGUUGGUGGCGGCGGUGGCGGCGGUGGCGACGACGUUGGCUGCGGCGGUGGUGGCGCGACUACCGCUGCUGCCGGUUAUUCGAGGGCGUCCCCGUCCUCACAGCAGCCGCAGCAGCUGCGGCGGGUAGGGUCUCAGCAGAGGAGGCAGAAGGAGAGGCAAUCCCCCCGCAGCAAGGAGGCAGAGGAUCGCCGCGGGCGGGACCGGGUGAGGGGACCCGAAGAAUCGAACGGCGGCGCUAGUAGGGGUUGCAGGAGGCUCUCUUCUUCGGCGCCGCCGCCGGAGCUGCGAGAUGGAGGACUCAGCUCUGCUCGGGUCGAGGGCAUAUGCGCGGACAUAAUCACUCCUUCCGACCUGUUGACGUCGGCACAGGAACAGGUCGAAGGCGCUCCGCCCCUCUCGGGGGUCCCCGCCUCCUCCUCCUCCUCCACCACUCCGCGUCCGGCUCGCGGGCACCACCGCCGCUCGACGUCCGCCGGUAUGCUUCCGCGCUCCAUCGACGAGGGCGUCAUGGACCCCGCGGUGGAGCUGGCUGACGCUGCCAUGACCCUGUCCGGCGUUCGGACGUCGGGAGGGGCUGCCGAGGACGGCAGGGCUCGGCGCGGGGCCGUCGCACGAGGAACCGCGCGCGAGCGGGGUAAGGGUGGCGGUUCCUUCGACCGGCGUUCGAUGGUCGGCGGCGGCGGCGGCGGCGGCGGCGGCGGUGCUUCCCCUUCCCCGCGUAAGGGCAAGUACCAGGUGAAGGACUCGUUCAACCGGCUCAAGGGGUGGAUCAACGGGGGCUUCACGGGCAACGGCGGCCGGAAGAACAACUCCAGCGAUGCCUCGCACGCCACUGCCGCCGCUGCCGCAGCGACGAGUGGUGCCGGCACGCGGGCGAAACCGAGGGGUGCGGCCACCCCCGGUGGCGGUGGUGUUGGCGGCGGCGGCGGCGGCGGCGACCGCGCCCGUGCGGUUGACAAGAGCGUGGACAAGCGGUCUGCGUCUGCUGUCGGUGGAGGGCGUCCCUCUGCCGCCACCGCUCGCGCUGGUGGUGGUGGGGGUACUGCCGGUGUUGGCAACCGGAACGGUGACUCGAGGAACCUCAACGCGAGCACCGCGGUCGAGAGGGCGGCCGCUCGAGUGGAAGCCAGGAGGGCCGCGGAGCGCGAUGCCGUCCGCGCGGCGAAGGAGGCCAGCGCCGCGGCCGAGACUGCUGGAACGGCGAAGGGAGCGAAGCCCUCGCCUCGGGCAGCGGUAGCCGGCGCUAUCCGUCGGAACAAGCCCCACAAGCGGACGCCUUCUGGGAGCCGUGCCUCUCCAUCUAGUGCUACAGCAGCACCGCCGCCCCCGCCAGGCAAGGCCGGCGGUGUCGGCGCGCCUGCGAAGGCGGGAACCGCGGCACCAACGACGGAGUCGGCGGCGGGAAGUGACCCGCACCGGGGACGGGCCCGCUCUCGCGUGCUGGAGGUCGCCACCGCGGGGUCUUCCUCGUCGCCAUCUCCGUCGCCCUCGCUGUCCCCGCUCGCCACCCGGCUCUCCCCGGCCCAUAAGGAGGAAGUGACGGCGGCGGUAAAGGCGGCGGCGGCGGGAGCGGUCGCAGCGGCGGCGGGGGCCGGAGUCUUGCCGCGUAAGGUCAGGGCCGUCCCCGCUUCGGCGGCCGCUACCGCGGCGGCCGCCGUGGCCCUGUCGCCGGCCUCCGAAAGAAUGGCGGUCGUCCCGCCGGCGCCUUCCUCUACCGGCCCGUCGGCGCGGUUCAAGACCUCGAAAGCGGCGAGGUCGCUCGGCGCCACAAUCCCGACCCUCUCGCCCGCUAGCCUGCCCAGGGCGGGGAGUAGGUCCCGCGUGCCGGUUGAGUCGCCGGGGCCGCUAAGGUCCCCCAGAGGGGGAGGCGGGCUGAGGUCGGCGUCCAGGUCUCCGAGGUCGACGCCCAAGUCUCCCAGGUCAACAUCCAAGUCUCCCAGGAGCGGUGGCGUUGGGCGAGAGCGAGGUUUCUUCUUCGGCGGUGGCGGGAGCGGCAGCGGCGAAGGAAAGCCGGCAAGGACGGUGGCCGGAAGCCGAGGUGCGGCGAGCGGGGGAAGUGGCGGCGGCGGCGGCGGCAUGCUCUCUCGCAGCGGACCCCAGUCUGCAAGGGGUGGUUCGCGUGGCGAUAACGGCAGCAGCAAGAGCCCCAUGGUUGUCUCCAAGGGAGGCAAGGCAGGGAGGACCGUUCGGGCCACUUAG